This is a messenger RNA of Hippocampus comes (tiger tail seahorse), 2015 nucleotides long. RefSeq lists its product as uncharacterized. Bases 1 to 1950 code for a protein of 649 amino acids. The record is from RefSeq and is a predicted model, not a curated record. NCBI's taxonomy places the organism in Eukaryota, Metazoa, Chordata, Actinopteri, Syngnathiformes, Syngnathidae. The transcript has 12 exons.
AUGGGCAUCAUCAGGGACAUGAGUGGAUGCAGAAUGGCAGGUUUUGUUUACAUGACUAAUACCACCGUAAGCGACCCAUACCUUUGCUCUACGGUGACUUGCGAUGUGAACGGAGUUGCUACCGCGGUCAGAGAAUGUCCCCCCAUGCACCAUUGCCAAGGGAACGGCAGUUGUACCUUCAACACCAUGUGCACCCUGACUGGCUCCACCGUCAUCGAUUUCACUGGCCGCGUUCACACCAUCCCUGACCGCUGUGGAUACAAUCUCAUGACUUCAGAUAAUAUCCCAAACGUCCGGAUCCAUGGAGUUUUCUGGGAACGACGACGUAAAGAUGUCAGCUUCUUGGACCACGUGAUCCUGCAUCUGGACAGCCAAGAUGUUCAAAUCAGGCUUUUGCAAGGUGGCAGAGUCAAAGUAAGUGGACAUCAAGGAUUCAGAAAUGUGAUGAUCCAUAAUAUACCAUGUUCAAUUCAAAUCAGAAGUAAUUUGUGGAUAAUGGAUAAUGAUGGCUUCCUUAACUACAAUGUGUGCUCUUCUAACGGUUUAAAGAUCAACGGUGGUCUGCAGGAAGUCCACGCAACAGCAAAGGUUGUACACAACGUGGAACUCUCCAAAAGCCAAAGCGGAGUGACUGCCAAAAUAUUUGACUCCAACUAUACACUUUCUGUCUUCUUUGAUGGCAACACAGCACAGAUCCACCUCAUGGGCAAAAAUGGAGCUGUUGUGGAUGGACUGUGUGGCAAUUCCUCUUUGGAUUUUAACCAUGAGAGAGUUGCUGAACACAGCGUCGCAGGGUGUGAGGAGCGAUACGAAGAAGCUGAUGAUCUUACGAUCAACUGCAAAGCUACAACUGAAUGGUGUCAUCUCAUGUGGCAAGAUCCCUUCACCCAGUGCCAUGUGCACAUCAACCCAGAGCCCUUUGUAUCAGCCUGUGUCAAUAAUUUGUCCCGGUAUCCUGCAUUGGACGGUCUCAAGUGCGACUUAAUGGAAGCUUAUGUCCGAGCCUGCCAUGACCAAAGCAAUGUCAGCAUUGAUGGCUGGAGGUCAAUGGCUAAAUGUGAGGCUGGUCCUCAAGCCCUCUGCCAAGACAAAUACUGCAGCAAACACGAGUUCUGCGGCGAAGGCUAUGAUGGCGAAACCCACUGUCUAUGCCGCGCCAUUUUCGCCUCCAACUACAGAUCCAUGGACACGUUUGGUGAGCCAAUGGUUUGCAGCCAUUCAUCUGCAUCGAUGGACAUGUUCUGUUGCCUUCUAGCGGAGAAAGGUAUCGACUACACAAAGCUUCACUUGAAUGAUGAACGAUGCAAAGGUGUCAUAGACAAUGAAACCCACAUGGUGAAAUUCAACUUCUCUCGGGACACCACUUGCGGUGCAGUCAUCAAGGCAAACAACACCAAAAUAAGCUACCAAAACAUCAUUGCGACUCCUAACAUCUCCACUGUGGUGACCCGUUCCAACAAAUUGCUCAUGGAUUUCUCCUGCCAUUUUGACCAACCAGACCUCGAGGGUAUGGCCAUCAGAAUGAUAGAUAGCCCCGUGAUUAAACACUUCACGUCAGGAGAGUGGAAUUACACUUUGACCAUGGCGGCAUACACCGACCCUGACAGAACACGACUCGUAGAGUUAAGCUCUGGGAUCCGGCUGAAUCAGAAGAUCUGGGUCGAGAUCAAGGCAUACGGACUGGGUGGAAGUGCAAUUUCUCUGGUGACGGAGUCCUGCUGGGCUACUAAUCAGUCGGCUUCAAACGGAAGCCUUCGGUAUGACCUCAUCAUUGCAGGAUGUCCCAACCCUGCAGAUGAAACGAUUCAGAUUGAAGGCAAUGGAGAAGGAACAUCUAAUUACUUCUCUUUCAACGCAUUCAAAUUCUUGGACAACAACAAUGAAAUGUUUCUGCACUGCAGAGUAGAGCUGUGCGUCCAACAGGGAGACUCUUGCAUUCGGGUAACUUGAGUUUGUACCACUGGCUGUUCCAAACAGGUUUACUUGGGGAGCAGAGCAGGUGGCAGGUUCACUUG